GGAAGUAUUUUGAGCGUAAGCGGGGUCACAUUGGUCCAGUUUUGUAAUGUUAUGACAAACAUCGCGACAAUGGAGGCAGCAGCCAACACAGAGGAGAUCCAACUGAGGCACGUGGAGAAAGAUGUCCUUAUCCCCAAAAUGAUGAGGGAGAAGGCCAAGGAGCUCUGUGUUGAGAAGGUUCAAGCCUUCAACCACUGCUGUAAAGACACCGGUUUCCUCAUGGUGUUAAAGUGUCGAGAGCAGAACGCGGCGCUGAAGGAAUGUCUGACGAUACACUACAGGGACCCUUUGUUCUUCGAGCAGUGUAAGCAGGAGUACAUCAAAGAGAAGCUGGAGUUUGAGAGGACGGGGAUCGCAACGAAGAACAGGAAGCAAAAACUACCAGCUAGCAUGUGAGGAGCGGCACGACGGCCGGAUUCCCUCCUUUCGGGAAGGUUGCGGACUGUGACUCCCAGGACCCGUCGCCAUCCAGCAGGAUUAAUUUCUCCUAAAGGCACUGUUUAAAAUCUGCGGAGUGAGUGAAAUGAGUUUUGCUGUGCAAGAGUGGUGUGUGUGUGUUUAUAUAAAUAAAAAAUAAGCACUUUUCUCGGUUCUCUAUAUUUGCAAAAUGUCCUCCAUCAGAUGGCCAGAAUAAUCUUCCGCACAUGAUUGAAUCGAUACAGAAAGAUCUGAUCAUACGGUCACCUGCUGUACCUAAACGCUCCGCUUUGGAGGCGCAGUGAUAAAUUAAGGGAUGCUCAGUACCUGCUGAACGUCUUUUAUAUUGUACAUUCAACGGUGGCACACGCUGUGAGGAAGAGGCUGGUUCGUUGCCUUCGCUUGGGACCUCCUUUGUUACCGUGGAAAUGAGACGCCUCUACAGUGUGUGUGUGUGUGAGAGACCUCCGACAUCCCGACGACCCCUGUGUGUGAUCAUGUGACGUAUGCAAUAAAAUGUGACAUUAAUACAAAAUA
Molecule: messenger RNA, 954 nt
Organism: Cyclopterus lumpus (lumpfish)
Lineage: Eukaryota; Metazoa; Chordata; Actinopteri; Perciformes; Cyclopteridae
Gene: cmc1
Product: C-x(9)-C motif containing 1
Exons: 4
Coding region: 52-396 (114 amino acids)
Cellular component (GO): mitochondrion
Source: RefSeq, a predicted model, not a curated record